CCACAAGUAACCAAAUUAACAGCAUUAUUGGCUGUCUGUCUAUGGAGUAGGGAACGAACCAUGGAGAGAAGCCAUCAAAAUCGUCAGGGACGUGGUAACCAUUCUUCUUUCCCUUCCUCUUCUCAAUCAACAAGGAUCAGAAACACCAAAGUUUCAAACUUUAAUGAAUCCAGCAGUGGCACUAAUUAUGCUACUAACAAUAGAAGUAAUGCCCAUGAUGAUCCCCAAUGGAAACCCAGAAGAGGAAACACGAGUAGCAGCAAUACCCAAAAAGCAAAAAUCAAAACAGAAGAAGAUAAGGAAGCGGAUUCUUUAGAGUUUCCAAGACUAAUUGGAACUUGCCCUUUUAUGUGCCCAGAGAGUGAAAGGUACCAACGAGAGCGACUGCAAGAUUUAGCUGUGUUUGAGAGGCUCAAUGGAAAUCCCAGGAAAUCAUCUCCAGCCUUAGCAGUCAAAAAGUUUUGCAGAACUAUAUCCGCCAAGCACAUGCAAGCAUCUGAUGUGCGGCCACUUCCAGUAUUAGAAGACACUUUGGCCUAUCUCUUAAAUUUGCUGGAUUCAACAGACCAUCCUUUUGAAGUGGUUCAUGACUUCAUUUUUGAUAGGACAAGGUCUAUAAGACAAGAUCUAAGCAUGCAGAAUAUUGUUGAUGAUAAAUCAAUCUACAUGUAUGAGGAAAUGGUUAAAUUUCAUGUUAUAUCUCACCUCAAGCUUCAACGUUGUCAUAGCAGUUCAAAUAUUUCUUCAGUGCAUUACCUCAACAUGGAGCAGCUUACAAAGGCUCUGAUGUCUCUAUAUAAUCUGUAUGAUGCAAAUCGAGAUUCUGGUACUGUUUACAGAAAUGAGGCUGAGUUUCGUUCACUUUACGUGCUCCUUCAUCUUGAUUCUAACACCCAACCCAUGGGGGAGUCACUUUCUUUGUGGUUUUGUUUUGUGCUUCAUCCAAUUAUACGGUCAAAAGAAAUGUGUUUUGCCCGGAGUGUUCUAAGGUUUUAUCAGAUGGGCAACUAUAUGCGUUUCUUUUCUACCAUAUCUGCCGAGGCAUCUUAUCUGCAGUAUUGUAUUCUUGAACCUUACAUCAACAAGGUUCGAGCAUUGUCCCUGUCAUAUAUAAAUAAUGCCGGCUACAAGCUUCAUCCAUAUCCUCUGGUACACCUAUCUAAGCUCUUGAAGAUGAAGGAAUCAGAUUUGGAGGUAUUGUGCAAUGCUUGUGGCCUGGAGACCUGUUCAGAUGAUAUGGGAAAUAAGUUGCUACCCACUAAGCAAACGACUUUCUGUUGUCCCAAGGAAGGGUUUCAGAGCUACAUCUUCACGGGUUUGGAACAGUUCGAGAGCUGACUGACGGUAUCUAUUCCUUGUGGGGAUUUAGCUUGCAUAGACUGUCUGCAUUCUGCAUUUAACCUGUUGUAAAUUGUAUUUGCUGUAAGUUCUUCAAUAAAGGGAUGAUUGCAUGUGGCAACUUCUUAAAGGAGUGUAUUCAAGACCAUUACAAAGGUCAAUUAACUAAGAAAAAUGAUAACUGAAUACAUCGAAGCAUAUCUGC
Messenger RNA from Populus euphratica (Euphrates poplar), 1543 nucleotides. It is a transcript of the gene SAC3C, whose product is annotated as SAC3/GANP/Nin1/mts3/eIF-3 p25 family. Gene Ontology annotation, cellular component: cytoplasm; nucleus; transcription export complex 2. NCBI's taxonomy places the organism in Eukaryota, Viridiplantae, Streptophyta, Magnoliopsida, Malpighiales, Salicaceae. Gene Ontology annotation, biological process: mRNA export from nucleus. The record is from RefSeq and is a predicted model, not a curated record. The transcript is spliced from 8 exons. The coding region runs from base 61 to 1338 and encodes 425 amino acids.